AUGUCUUUUAAGAAUUGGUAUGACCUGCUCGAAACCAAUAGCCCCAAGCGGGUGGUUAGUUGGUCCUGCGAACAAGAUCUAAUCACCAUGGACGACAUUUGCCUGUUCAACUUCUCCCAACUCGCUCUCGAGCUCCGACUCUCAGCAAACCACCAACACCUGACCUCGUGCCAGAUCAAAGACCUCCAAGGGCGAUUACCGAGACCAAAACUCGAUGUACUUCGUAAGGAUGUUCGGCAAAUCAUUCAUGACAUAUUUAUUGCUUCUCCCAUGGUGAAGCAAUUUGACCUCGAGGUUGCCAUCCUGCAAACUCACGAGCUCAUGGCCGAGUUCGAGCAGGAAGCAAACCCCAGUGCCAAAGCUGACAAGGGAUGGUCGGCGGGCGAGAUUUCAGACUGGAAUGAUGUUUUGAACAACCCCCUUGGUCUCAAUGUCUCGACCAUCAAGGAUACAGCGUUUGACAUCUUAGGCAAGACCCCCGAGGAAAUCGUCAGUGAUAUCCUUAAAUCGUGGCGAAUCCUCCAUAUGGAGUCUUUACUGCACCCUGAUCUCGUCAAGAGGUUCUGGGCGUACAAACAGUCGUUGCGAGAGACUAUCACGACAGCGACGGGUCAGCUCAGCAACAAGCUGCCUCCCCAUUCAAAGCUCGAGGGUCGCGUGCUUUCGACCCUCUCUCACCAAGAUGUCAUCGACAACAUGCUGGCACCCCGAAUUACUUUCUACGGCACUCAGGUCAAAUCAGUGGCCUCCAUCGUUCGCCAUGGCUUCAAGCUACAAGGUCAAGUGGUUGGUUCUGAAGCUAUUGCGCCCACUGGAUCAGGCAUCGCACUUGACCAUGGUAUCUACUCUUCUCUCUCAAUCCCCAUCCUUUGCGCUUGGUUUCGCCAUUGA
Ilyonectria robusta is the source of this 891-nucleotide messenger RNA. RefSeq lists its product as uncharacterized. The coding region runs from base 1 to 891 and encodes 296 amino acids. The record is from RefSeq and is a predicted model, not a curated record. Lineage: Eukaryota; Fungi; Ascomycota; Sordariomycetes; Hypocreales; Nectriaceae. The transcript has a single exon.